Lodderomyces parapsilosis is the source of this 1458-nucleotide messenger RNA. It is a transcript of the gene SEC9, whose product is annotated as Sec9p. The record is from RefSeq and is a predicted model, not a curated record. Gene Ontology annotation, molecular function: syntaxin binding; SNAP receptor activity. Gene Ontology annotation, biological process: exocytosis; vesicle fusion. Bases 1 to 1458 code for a protein of 485 amino acids. Gene Ontology annotation, cellular component: SNARE complex; plasma membrane. The transcript has a single exon. NCBI's taxonomy places the organism in Eukaryota, Fungi, Ascomycota, Pichiomycetes, Serinales, Debaryomycetaceae.
AUGGGUAUCAAGAAAAUGUUUAUGAAGAAAGAUCCUACGGAGCAGGAGAUCCGUGAGGAUUUGAACAGGGUCGGUAUAACUACUAAAUCUGGCAAUACAAGAGAAGAAAAAUUUGGAGCAUUCAAAAACUAUGCUCAAGAAAGGGCGCAAAUGAGACCUGCUAUGGCACCAAGUAAUCCCUAUGCGCAGUUGCAGAAUAAAGACCCAGCUCAGAAUCCAUAUGCUAGUAACGGCAAUAGCUCAUCCGGUGCAUCCGUUGAUCUGAAACAAGGAAGCAAUGGCGGACGUUCGUCGUCACCAUAUCAAAGUCAAACUCGCAGUGGCUCAGGUUCCAAUCCAUAUGGAAACUCAACUCGUUAUGGGGAACAUUCACAAGUUGCAUCAGAUCCGUAUUCUGCACCAAGUAGACGACAAGCACCGUCAUCACAAGCACAAGCACAAGCACCAGUUCAAGCUCGUGGACAGGAUCCAUAUAGUCGACCCACGUCAAGACAACCAGUGGCGGCAUCGUCGCAGCGAGGACAGGCAAAUUCAAAUGGCGGAGAUGCUUCAAAUAGAGUGAGUAGGAUGUCUACUAGACAAUCUACUGCUGAUACAGAGUCACUCGACUUGAAUGCUAUUUCAUCCCAUCAAAUGUUUCAAAAUAGCAAACCUAUUAGGAAACAAGCUUUUGAUUCAGAGGAGUUGGAUUUGAAUGAAGAGUUUAACGAAGAAGAAGAUUUAAAUUUAAAUUUGGAUAUACCAGAGGAAGAGCAAGUGAAUUCAGAAGAUGAAGAAGUUGAAGCUAUUAAACAGGAUAUUAGAUUUGUCAAACAAGAGUCUGUCCAAUCGACAAGAAACACGCUUCGAAUGGCUCAGGAGGCUGACGCGUCAGGUACAAAUACAUUGGGUAUGUUGGGAUCACAAUCGGAGAGAUUAUACAAUGCUGAACAAAACUUGUUAUUGGCUGAUACGCAAACGCAAAUUGCUGAUGAAAAAGUCAAAGAGUUGAGACGAUUGAAUCGUUCUAUUUUUAUCCCAGCAUAUGGUAACCCUUUUAACAAGAAGUCAAGAUUACGUCAACAAGAGGAAAAUAUAAAGAAUCGUAAGAUGCAAGAGAAGUAUCUUCGUGAAACUAAUCGUCAAAAUAUGUAUGAAAGUGAGCAGCGAUUGAAACAAGGAAUUAUGAAUAAUGCUACUGAUAAUGAUGUACAUCACAAGUAUCAAAAUGAAAAGUAUCUACAACAAGCACAAAGAUAUCAAUUUGAAAACGAUUCUGAAGAUGAUGAAGCUGAAAAGGAGAUUGCUAGUAAUUUAGAUCAAAUUGGAUCAUAUGCAAAGAAGUUGCAUGGUAUCGCCAACACCAUGGGUAAAGAAGUGGAUAGUCAAAAUGUUAGAUUAAGGAAGAUUGAAGAAGAUGCUGAUAAGUUGGAUAUCAAUGUUCAUAUGAAUAGUACUAGAUUGAGUAACAUUCGCUAA